Molecule: messenger RNA, 3640 nt
Organism: Bacillus rossius redtenbacheri
Lineage: Eukaryota; Metazoa; Arthropoda; Insecta; Phasmatodea; Bacillidae
Gene: Ide
Product: insulin-degrading enzyme
Exons: 22
Biological process (GO): peptide catabolic process
Cellular component (GO): cytosol; mitochondrion
Molecular function (GO): metal ion binding; metalloendopeptidase activity
Source: RefSeq, a predicted model, not a curated record
UAACAUUCUAUGGUGUAAACUAUGUGCUUGUUUACUUUUUACAUAGUAAACUUUAAGUUGUGAAAAGAAGUGUAAGAUACGUUAUAUAAGUCAAGUCUAUAAUCUAUACCUUCAUGAGACGAUAAACAGUUAUUAAUGAAUGAUUUUUAAAACAUUUUCUAGGUUUAGGGUAGUAAUUUAUCAUGUUAGUUGUAACUUUGUGACUGUGUACAGACGGGGCUCUGGCAUGGCAGGCGUAAAGCGGCGGGUGAACAACAUCGUCAAGUCGGCGGAGGACAAGAGGCUGUACCGAGCGCUGGAGCUCACCAACGACCUCAAGGUGCUGCUGAUAAGCGAUGGAACCACCGACAAGUCUGCAGCGUCGCUGGAUGUCAGUGUGGGCCACCUCAGUGACCCGAAGGAGUUGCCCGGCCUGGCACACUUCUUGGAGCACAUGUUGUUCCUGGGGACGGAGAAGUACCCCUCAGAGAACGAGUACAGCAAGUUCUUGUCGGAGCACGGGGGGGCCUCCAAUGCGUGCACCUUCUCCGACCACACCAACUACUACUUCGACGUUGUGCCGGAGCACCUGGCAGGGGCGCUUGACAGAUUUGCGCAGUUCUUCCUGUGCCCACUGUUCACCGAGAGUGCAACAGAGCGCGAGGUGAACGCCGUCAACUCGGAGCAUGAGAAGAACAUCCCGAACGACUCAUGGAGAUUUGACCAGCUGGAUAAGUCUACUGCCAGGCCAGACCACCCUUUCAACAAGUUUGGGACAGGCAACAAGGACACGCUGGACAUCAUACCCAAGCAGCUGGGAAUCAACGUUCGUGAGGAGCUGCUCAAGUUUCACGACACGUGGUACUCGUCCAACAUCAUGUCACUGGCCAUCUUGGGGAAAGAGAGUCUGGACGAGCUGGAGGAGCUGGCAACAGGCCUGUUCUGCGCCGUGAAGAACAAGAGCGUGGCGGUCCCGCGCUGGCCGGAUCACCCAUACGAACGCGAGCAGCUGCAGAAGCGGGCGUACAUCUUGCCGGUCAAGGACGUGCGCAGCCUCAACAUCACCUUCCCGAUUCCCGACUUGCAGAGCUACUACAAGGCCGGGCCGGGGUACUACCUGAGCCACCUGAUUGGCCAUGAGGGCCCUGGGAGCCUGCUCUCCCUGCUUAGAAACAAGGGUUGGUGCAACAGCCUCGUGGGUGGGGCCAAAGUUGGCUCUCGCGGCUUUGGCUUCUUCAACAUCGUGGUUGACCUGACUGAGGAAGGCAUCGACAAGGUGGAUGACAUAGUCAAGCUGGUUUUUCAGUACAUCAACAUGUUGCGCAGAGAGGGCCCCAAGGAGUGGAUCUUCGAGGAGUAUCGUGACAUUGUCUCGAUGCAUUUCCGCUUCAAGGAUAAGGAGUCUCCGCGUGGCUACGUGUCUAGUGUUGUCUACAACUUGCAUGAAUUUCCCUUGGAAGAGGUGUUGUCUGGCCCGUACCUGAUCAGUGAUUGGCGGCCAGACCUUAUUGAUAUGGUUCUUGGCUACCUCGUACCUGAAAAGAUAAGGGUCGCAGUGGUGGGCCAGAAGUUUGAGUCACUUACCGAUACUGUCGAGAAGUGGUAUGGCACAAGGUACAAGCUGGAGGCAAUUAACCCGGAAACUAUCGAGGAGUGGAAGGUGUACAACUUCUGUGAUGAUCUACAGCUGCCUUUGAAGAAUGAGUUCAUCCCUACUGAUUUCGACCUAAUUCCUCUGGAGGACGAAGUGUCUCCUCACCCAGUUAUCAUCCAGGAUGACCCUUUUUCCAGAGUGUGGUUCAAGCAGGAUGAUGAGUUUUUCCUGCCCAAGGCCAGUCUCAGCUUUGAAUUUGUCAGCCCACUGGCGUACCUGGACCCGCUCAGCUGCAACAUGACCUACAUGUUCGUGCAGCUGUUCAAGGACGCCCUGAACGAGUACGCGUACGCGGCCGAGCUGGCGGGGCUGCGCUGGGAGCUCACCAACACCAAGUACGGCAUGAUCCUUGGUAUUGGUGGAUACAACAGCAAGCAGCAUGUGCUGUUGGACAAGAUCAUAGAGAAACUGACUAGCUUUAAGAUAGAUCCAAAAAGAUUCAACAUCCUUAAGGAAAACUAUAUCCGUGGCCUGAAGAACUUCGAGGCGGAGCAGCCGUACCAGCACGCCGUGUACUACCUGGCCGUGCUGCUGGCCGAGCAGGCCUGGACCAAGGACGAGCUGCUUCACACCACCAGCGAACUGACGUUGGAGAAGGUGGAGGCGUUCAUCCCGCAGAUCCUGUCGAAGAUGCACGUGGAGUGCCUGAUCCACGGCAACGUGCGCAAGCAGGGGGCCUUGCGGCUUGUGUCCCUGGUGGAGGAGCGGCUCAAGUCCUCGGUGCCCUUAUGACCAUUACUGCCCCGCCAGCUGCUGCGCAACAGAGAGAUCCAGCUGGUGGAUGGUUGUAACUACAUGUUCGAGAUCCCGAACCAAUUGCACCGUAGCUCCUGCACUGAGAUAUAUUACCAGUGCAACCUGCAGUCGACUCACUCGAACAUGCUGCUGGAGCUACUGGUGCAGCUCAUCAAGGAGCCGUGCUUCAACAUUCUUCGUACCAAGGAGCAGCUGGGCUACAUCGUGUUCUGUGGCAUACGGCGCUCCAACGGCGUGCAGGGUCUGCGAGUCAUCGUGCAGUCGGACCGACACCCGAGCUACGUCGACCAGCGAGUCGAGGCUUUCCUUGACCACAUGGAGGAAUGCAUCAGCAAAAUGAGCGAAGAGGAGUUUGAGAGGAACCGUGAGGCUUUAGCGGCCCAGCGACUAGAGAAGCCCAAGAAGCUGUCCAUCCUUUCAGCAAGAUUCUGGUCUGAGAUCACCACCCAGCAGUACAACUUCGACCGAGCCAACAUUGAAGUGGCCCACUUGCGAACCCUUACCAAGGAAGACAUCUUGAGCUUCUACAAGGACCUCGUAUACCAUGGGGCCCCGCGCCGCCACAAGAUAGCAGUCCACGUGCUGUCGAUGGCCGAGGGAGGAGCAGGCACCUUGCAGACCGCCGAUGGAAUGGGAGAAGUGAUCGAUGGCAUACUUCCUUGUGCGACCAGUUCUCAGGCCACAAGGAUUGAGAACAUCACGGACUUCAAGAGCAGCCAAGCAAUGUUCCCACUUGUGCAGCCUUUCAUCAACAUCAGGCCUAAGGGAGCUGUGUCGAAGCUGUAGCGGUGCCCGGCCCACCAAGUGCCGAUUGGCUCAGUUCGUCUGCAGUAGAGACUGUGGAUAGUGUACAUACUGCAUUGAACAAACUUCGAUACUUCAUAGGGAAGAAUACAGUUUACAAUAGAUGAGUAUGUAUAUAUUGUACGCUUAUAAAGUGAAUCUUUUUAGGUACUGAAUCAACUGCAAUAAAAUUAAAAUCCGGUCAUUUGUACACAAUCUGAUAAAAUUUGUUGUAUUUUAAGACUUUGAUCAAAAUUUUGACAAUACCUUCUUUUUUAGUUAUUUGUUUGUAUCUAUCGUGUUUUCUGCUUUGACCAAGGAAAUUUCUCUCCCCUACCUUGUAAAAGCAUCAUAAUAGAAUACUUAUUUGCUUAAUCAUUUUUAUUUGUGCUCUAUAAAUGUGUUUUGAUAUUAUAAUCUAAUGAUAUUAUUGUGAUGGUCUGGUUCAUGCAGAAUGUUGGCUGUCAU